This is a messenger RNA of Protopterus annectens (West African lungfish), 2147 nucleotides long. RefSeq names its product caspase activity and apoptosis inhibitor 1 (gene CAAP1). The transcript has 7 exons. The record is from RefSeq and is a predicted model, not a curated record. NCBI's taxonomy places the organism in Eukaryota, Metazoa, Chordata, Ceratodontiformes, Protopteridae. Bases 61 to 774 code for a protein of 237 amino acids.
UUACGUCACUAGCUUUCCGUAAACAAUUGUGGAACUCUUGUGUGAAGAUCGUAUGUUAAAAUGUCAGCGCCUGAUUUAUUAAGCGGGUGUGCAGUAGCACAUGAACAGGAAUUAAUGGAUACCAAAGGCUCAUCCUCCCCAUCGAUUGAGAAGGAGGACACAGAUGAACCUAGUGAUAUAGAGGAGGGUGGUCUGGACCUUAAUGUAUCUUUACAGCCAAUAAGUUCCUACAUGGCAGACAGGAAGGAAAUGCUUGAACAGUGCUUUCGGGUGAUUGGAGAGAAGAAGCUGCAAAAGAUGCUGCCUGAUGUGCUUAAGAGUUGUUCCAUAGAAGAAAUUAAGCACCUUUGUUUAGAACAACUUGAACUUUUACCAGAAAAAAAACUGCUACAUAUUUUGGAAGGUGAAGAUGCAUUGGGAUCAUCAGAUUCAGAAGAUGAAGAAGAUGCAGAUGGUGAUAUUAAUAAGGAAAAAGCCAGUAUGGAAAGCCAGCAAGAUAACAAUGUAGACUCCACUUCUUCCUUGAAAGAAUGUGUGGAAGUGGAAGCAAUGGAAUUAAAGCAAGAAGGAGGUGCUUCCGAUGAUGACAGUGAUGCACUCAGCAUCAAUGCAGAGGAGUAUGACAGUGACAUUGGAGGAGCAUGUGAUGGUGCAGAUGAGAACACGUGUAAUGUUAAAAGCAGUGGUGGGACCAUUACCAAGCCAGCCAACAACCUCCAGCAGGACAUCGAGACAAGUGAUGUAUGUGCAAGUGACAUUGCUCCAAACAAAUGAGAGAGAAAGAGAAAAGAAGUCACCAGUUAUGAAUAUCAACUGUCUUCUUCUAAUCACAGAACUUGAUGCUGCAGCUACCUCAGAGAAAGGUCCUCAGAAAAUAGAUUGGUCUAUUUAUAACAAGUUUUUUUGAAGCUUGGAAAUUUCCAUCAAAGGACUUAGCGUGUCAUUAAUGUACUAGUGGUAUUAAGCUGGAGAGGUUGACUAAAAUGCUUAAAGUGAUUUUGUCAGUGUUGCAGUCUGACAGUUCUACACUGCAUCAUUUUGUUAUAAGUUCCAUAACAUUCAGGCAGUUCUUUUCUUCCCUUACAUUUAUUUGUUCCUAGCUUUAUUUACUUAGUGGUUUUGUACUGAAUUUUGUAUUGAUUUUUGUUAGCACCUCAGAGAAAGGGGAUAUUUCUAAUUUUUUCAAUAUUUAAAAUGUUCCAUAUCAUCAGAAUUAGUCACAUUUAACUUCGCCAAAACAAAAAAAAAACUGCUUAAUCUGCUAUAUUUGGUGAAGAAAGCAAACAAAUAAUCACUAGCUUUGCUAUAGUUAAUGCAAUGGCUAGUAUUACUGCAUUAUAUUUUUUGAUUUGUUAGCAUUGUCACCUCACAACAAGAAGUUCCCCGGUCCCAUUCUCAGCUGGGGUGCCUUCUGUGCGAAGUAUGCAUGUCCUCCCUGUGUUCACGUGGGUUUCGUCUGGGCGGUCCAGUUUCCGCACACAUUUCAAAGACAUGCAGUAGGUGGAUUGGACACUCUAAAUUGGCCCUAGGUGUGUGUGUGUGCGCGCAAAUGUGUGGUACGGAUGAGCUGACAUGGCAGGGCUAGUCACCCAGUAGUGUAAGCCUUGGCUGUAGAUGAUUGUUACUGUUGAAGUGACACCCCAGCGCCAUGUGCAAAAAUGGGAAAAAGGGGUUGAGGUUGGAUGGAUGGAUUUUUAGAUUCUCUGAUUCUCUUCCCAGCUGGGGUGCCUUCUUUAUGAGGUCUGCAUGGGUUUCCAUUUUUCUUACACAUCCCAAAGACACAUCUGAAAAUGAACUGGCAGUGCUCAAAAUUGCCCUUAGGUGUCUGUUAUGCAAUGUACUGUUGCCUCAUUUAGGAUUUCUCCCUUUGACACACAGGAUAGAGAAGGCAUCAGAAGAUGAAUGAAUGAGUUGUGUACUUUGCCUGUUAUUCUCCCCUUGGUAAGGUUCAGUAAUUCUGUUCACAAACCUAGUUUUAAUGAUUUGUAAAUCUUAAGUGUUGUAGUUAUGGGGUAUUAAAUGCUUAUAUGUCCGUAGAUGAGGACUAGGCUAUCUGCCCUUGCAUGCUAUUUUAAGCCUAGCUAGUUUUUUGGUGCUCGAAUUAACCUAUCCCAUUUGGUUAUAGAGUGACCUUACCCACCCCAUGG